This is a messenger RNA of Pararge aegeria (speckled wood butterfly), 1306 nucleotides long. RefSeq names its product retinoid-inducible serine carboxypeptidase-like. Lineage: Eukaryota; Metazoa; Arthropoda; Insecta; Lepidoptera; Nymphalidae. Bases 110 to 1306 code for a protein of 398 amino acids. Gene Ontology annotation, biological process: proteolysis. Gene Ontology annotation, molecular function: serine-type carboxypeptidase activity. The transcript is spliced from 9 exons. The record is from RefSeq and is a predicted model, not a curated record.
GUCAUUUUAUAUACUAUCCCUAGCAAUAUUAUUAAGUACUUGUGUUAAUGCCCAGUUCGGAAACUUCAAGCAAAAUUUCGGUUAUGUUAAUGUUCGUGAAGGGGCUCAUAUGUUUUACUGGCUGUUUUACACCACGGCCAGUGUGACAAACUACACGGAGAGGCCUCUUAUAGUAUGGUUACAAGGCGGCCCUGGAGGAUCAUCUACUGGAGUUGGUAAUUUUGAAAUUCUCGGACCACUUGACCUAUCACUGCAAGAGAGAAACUACACCUGGGUAAAUAAUUUCAAUGUACUAUUCGUGGACAACCCAGUAGGCACUGGCUUCAGUUAUGUUGAAGAUCUUAAACAUUUAACAAAAACUAAUGACGAAAUAGCUUUAGACUUCGUAGAGCUAAUGAAAGGCUUUUACCGGAGUAACCCAGAAUUUGAGGGUGUCCCGCUUUACAUUUUCGGACAGUCUUAUGGGGGGAAAAUGGCCAUCGACAUGGGAAUUCGGAUGAGAGAGGCUGAAAAAGCAGGUACAAUCAAGUCAAAUCUGCUUGGAAUCGCUAUGGGAAAUGCUUGGAUACAUCCAGUAGACGCCACCCUUACCUGGGGGCCGUUGCUUUUAGCAGCUGGCCUUGUAGACCAAGAAGGAUACGAAGAUAUACAGGCAUCAGCAAGAGAAGCUGAAAGGCUGUUUAAUGAAGGAUUUUACUGGAACUCUACACUGCAGUGGGCUCGAACUCAACAGGUUGUGUUUAGAAGAACAACCAGGGUUGAUUUUUACAAUAUCUUAACUAAAAUGGAAGUCUUCUUACCUGAUAGUUUAAGUGCUUAUGAAAUUGCAAGGAAAGCGAUGAUCCGAGACAUGCCCACAUCAACAAGACAACAGCUAAACCUUACUACUCUUAUGAACACCGAAGUUAAAGCAGCUCUUCGUAUUCCGGAAGAGGUUGAGUGGGGAUCUCAGAGUAGCGAUGUAUUUGACACACUCCAGACAGAUUUUAUGAAGCCUGUUACUGAAGGAAUUGAAAAACUUUUAAACGAGACUAAUAUAAUCUUAAUGAAGUACAACGGCAAUCUAGACCUUAUAUGUGAUACUCCCGGACAACUUCUAUGGGUCGAUCGUCUUAAGUGGUCUGGCGCGGAAGAAUUCCGAAACACGGAACGUCGACCCAUCUGGGAAAACGACAAAUUGGAAGGAUACUACAAGUCUUUUGGAAACUUUAGGUUCUUCUGGAUCAACGUAGCUGGACAUAGUGUCCCGAGAGACAAUCCCGCGGGAGCCAACGCGUUCCUACGUGAUAUGACUUCAUUUGGAUAA